Aplysia californica (California sea hare) is the source of this 2584-nucleotide messenger RNA. RefSeq lists its product as uncharacterized. The transcript has 2 exons. NCBI's taxonomy places the organism in Eukaryota, Metazoa, Mollusca, Gastropoda, Aplysiida, Aplysiidae. Bases 896 to 1360 code for a protein of 154 amino acids. The record is from RefSeq and is a predicted model, not a curated record.
CGGACAUGCGAGACGAACGUCCAGGUAUAAGCGAAGAAAAAAACGUAUGUUACCAUCACUUGAUCGAGACUGCGAACCGAAGAUCACCCACCAAGCCCUCUAGCGAGGUACGGAUUACAUGACAUUAUUAUUUUCAAGUCCUGGAUCUGGUAGUGGUGUCGUGGAUAACAUUUCAAACAAUAUAAUAAUUUUUGCCGUGACCAGUGCGAAGUUUAUUGGUUUUCACUUCUUACACCUUCAGUGUUUCUUUCUAUUUCAAGAAAGGGAAAAUAAACAACUUCUGUGAGACUUGAAGUGUCUUCGUCUAGACAGGCGCUGUUUUCUUCAAGAAGGGGCCUUCACUAUAGGCUUGAUUUAUGGGAACAUUCCCAAUAAAGCGGAUUUUAAAAAGUUCGUAAAGAUACAAGAGCGUUUACGUAAUUAAACAAGAACUGGACAAAAGGCUAAAAAAAAGGGAUAGUAAACGUUAUCGUUGAUAAUUGGUGCAGCUGAUAAACCACACCUGCUUCCCGCAGUUUGGUAUACGUGUUAGUGGGCGGCGAAAGAAAAGGUGGGUAGAAAGUAGAAAUCAGGACGUGAUAAACUACUGCCGUAACAAUCCCCCUUCUUCUACGUACGUGUGGCCUUCCUUCGCCCAGCCAACCCUUAUCAGCGACCAGGCGUAAUCCGGACUGGCAGACGUCAGACGACUAGCGGUUGUAGGAGCAGACGACUAGACAUUGAGUGCGCGCCAGAGCUCCGCCAGACGGUACCUCGGAGAUCUUGGGAGUUGACACCUGACAUCCACGUUCUGUGGUCAUAUAGUUGCUCUCGGACUUUGUGACAAGAAGAUUCGUUUACUUCGUAAUUUAUUUUCCGACAGUUGAACCCGUAAGAAACCUGCAAGUGCUUCACUAUGAUGGACAACUGCACUAACUUCUUGGCCAAAGUGGUGUUGGUAAUGGCAGUGGUGAUGAUGUUCUCGUGGACAGCGUCCACUGCUCCGACAUCUCCACCAAUAAAGGAGAGUGAGAAGUUCUGUAUCUUACAGAUGGAGCAGAGAUCAAACGACACUGACUACUGCGAGCUCAAGUCGGCCAAUUUCGAAAUCUCUGGGAAGGACAAGGCAGUCCUGACCUACCUCUGCUGUAUGGGUUACUGGCCGGGCGUUCUGCACAACUACCUGAUGUACGCCGACCCGGACUACCAAACAUACAUCACCUACAGCAAGGAUCCAGAAAUGCUUAAGUCCAUCGGUCGUCACCUCAAAGAAUGUCGCUUACCUCUUGACCAGGCCCCCAAGCUCACAGCCGUCGACUUCCUGAAUUGGGAUGGGGAGGGGCAGAAACAGGAAGUGUGUCGCACGAGCAUGAUGUUCUGAGCUUCCCCACUUCUGCAGCUACGUGCCUUCUUCCCUCUACUCCUCGCCCCCUCAACCCUACCCCAGCAGGGCAACAGAUGAACACUGUUUUACAAGUUUCCACCCCUCUCCCCUCCAACACGCCCCCACCCUCCCGCAGAGCUUUUUCCCUUUUGAGUACAACACUCAUUCACACAGCACUUGGCGCCAGGUCAAUUUCUCACACAUGCUAUUGCACUAGAGCUGAGAAACUCAUGGACACAGCAAAACAUGAAAAUUAUUUGCGCGAAUUCUAUUGACCGUAGGGAAUAAAGAUUAAACAAACAGGUCAUCUCCAUAAUAUUCGAUAACAUAAGUUUUUACACAAAGACUAUGCACAUACACAAACGUAUCACUCUGAAACCACGAAAUGUGUUAUGCUACACACGAGUUCUGGGCACCGCACACAGAGACAUGCGCGAGACUGGGUAUCCCCAAACACGAGACACGAGCCGCCAAAUACACACUCACGCGCUCAGGGUGAGGGUUUGAAAGGGAAAAAAAACCGUCAAUGGUAUUUUUUUUCCAAACGUCGAAACCGGCGUGGGCCGCGUAAGAAUAUUACAAGGUAGAAACUCGGCCCCCCGAAAAGGCAUGGCACAUUGACCAUUUCAAGGAGUAAAAACCACUAAAGGACCAAUCAAAUACGUCUAUCCAUAUGUACACGAGGCAAACACAAAUGCAAACUUCAAUGCAUAAGAGUGGACGGAAGCAAAUCAGCAAGACUGUGUCCCAUAACUCAAAGAGGUUAAUUAGACAUGUUAAUAAAGUGAUUAUUCUGUAGUACGUAGCAAACAUUAAGAAAAUGUAAUGUGAACAGUACUAGGGAAAUCAUGUUGUUUUUUUCUUUUUUCGUUAAAGUUAGCGGGAUACCUUAGUCCGAAGUCAGAAUAUGCCUUUUUUGACAUUGAAAACGCUUGUUGAUGAAAUAAAGGAAAGGAGACCAACCUUGGUAGCGCAUUCACAGAGAAGUAGAGAUUUAUGCCAAUGGCACAAACCAAAGCCACACGCCGUAAUGUAUUUUUCUUAACUAAAGAAAGGUAUUGUGCGAAAAUUCCUAGCAUUGUUGCAUUUCUGUUUAUUUUAUUCUUGGACGUAUUCAAGUCUUCCUUUGUAUGACAUAUUGUUGACCAAAACGUAUAUAAAUUUAAGAAUAUGCAAGUAUUGUGCUAUUUGUGUAAUAUGAAUUGCAUAUUUCUAUUGAAA